Messenger RNA from Ascoidea rubescens DSM 1968, 624 nucleotides. It is a transcript of the gene ATP5, whose product is annotated as F1F0 ATP synthase subunit 5. Gene Ontology annotation, biological process: proton motive force-driven mitochondrial ATP synthesis. The transcript has a single exon. The coding region runs from base 1 to 624 and encodes 207 amino acids. Gene Ontology annotation, molecular function: proton-transporting ATP synthase activity, rotational mechanism. Lineage: Eukaryota; Fungi; Ascomycota; Saccharomycetes; Ascoideales; Ascoideaceae. Gene Ontology annotation, cellular component: membrane. The record is from RefSeq and is a predicted model, not a curated record.
AUGGCUUCAAGAAUCUUUACUCGUUCAUUCCACUACACAAGAGUUUUUGCUAGCAAACCACCAGUCCAAUUAUUUGGUUUGGAUGGUACUUAUGCUACAGCUUUAUAUUCAGCUGCUUCAAAGGAAUCUACAAUUGACAAAGCCUAUCAAUCAUUGAGCAAAAUCUUCAAAUUGAUUGAAACUGAUAAAAAAGUUGGUGUUAUUUUAAGCAACCCAGCUUUAUCAGCAAAUGAUCGUACUAUUGUUAUUGACACUAUCAUUGAAAAGACAUCCAAUUUAGACACAACUGUCUCCAAUUUAUUGAAAGUUUUGAGUGAAAACAACAGAUUAGAUUUAUUUUCUUCUAUUUACUCUCAAUUCCAAAUUUUAAACGAUGCUCACAAUGGAUUAAUUGAAGCCACUGUUACAAGUGUUCAACCUUUAGAACGUGCAUACUUGAGAAGAAUUGAAGCUGCAAUUUCAAAAUCCUCAUUUGUUGGUGAAGGUAAAACUCUUAAAUUAGUCAAUAAAACCAACCCAGAUAUUUUAGGUGGUUUAGUUGUUGAAGUUGGAGACAGAACUGUUGAUUUAUCUAUUUCCUCCAAAAUUGCUAAAUUAAACAAAGUUCUCCAAGAUUCAAUUUAA